Messenger RNA from Cucurbita moschata (crookneck pumpkin), 1441 nucleotides. RefSeq names its product proline-rich protein 4-like. The transcript has 2 exons. Bases 56 to 1114 code for a protein of 352 amino acids. The record is from RefSeq and is a predicted model, not a curated record. NCBI's taxonomy places the organism in Eukaryota, Viridiplantae, Streptophyta, Magnoliopsida, Cucurbitales, Cucurbitaceae.
AAAUGAUCCAUUUGGGUUCACUGUCUUGCACUUUCAGUUCCCUCUUCAUUCCUCCAUGCAGAGCCCUUCUGUCUGUUUCCUUUUCUGGUUCUUCUUCCUUUUUGCUGCAACUUUCUGCCAUGGCAGCGACUUGACAACCGUUGAGGUUGUCGGGGUCGGAGAAUGUGCAGACUGCCACAAGAACAACAUUAAAACCACUCAUGCCUUCACAGGGCUUCGUGUCAGCGUCGACUGCAAGCUGAAGGAUGGAAGCUUUGAAAGAAAAGGGUUUGCAGAGCUUAAUGAAGAAGGGAAGUUCAAAGUGUUGCUUCCAAUGGAGGCUUUGAAAGAUGGAAAGUUGAAGGGUAAGUGCUUUGCUCAGCUUCAUAGUGCUUCUUCUACUCCUUGUUCAUCUCCUGAUGGCUUGGAAUCCUCCAUGAUUGUGUUGAAAUCCAAUGGUAAUGGAAAACAUACAUUUGGUUUGUCUGGUGCGCUUAAGUUUGAAAGUGGAACUUGUGUUUCUGCCUUCUUUUGGCAUUAUCAUCAUCCUCCUUUGCCUCCUAUUGUCUUCCCUCCUCAUCCUCCAUUGUUUGGUCAUCCAUAUUUCCCUCCUUACCAUCACAAAUUCUUCCCUCCACCCACCCCGGAAGAGCCACCCGUCCCCGAAAAGCCUCCACCGGUUUAUGAGCCUCCCCCAGUUCCCGAAAACCCUCCUCCGGUCAAUGAGAAGCCUCCUCCGGUCUACGAAAAGCCUCCUCCAGUCUACGAAAAGCCACCACCGGUUUACAAGCCAAAACCGAAAAAGCCAAAAAAGCCGAAACCACCAGUCUACGAGCCAAAACCUCCAGUCAACGAGCCAAAACCACCAAAACCACCAAAGCCACCGGUCAAUGAGCCAAAACCACCAAAGCCACCGGUCAAUGAGCCAAAACCACCAAAACCGCCCGUUUACGUGCCAAAACCACCAACACCAGUCUACAAGCAUCCAUUUUACAAGAUUCUUCCUCCAAUUUCAAAGCUUCCUCCAUGUUCACCAGUUCCUAAGGUCAUCCCUGUUAUCCCUCCAAAGUACUUAUCCCACCCCAAGUUCGGCAAGAAGUUUCCUCCUCUUCAUCCUCCUGUUCCACACCCUUAGGACAAAUAUAUCUGCAAGAAUUAGUUCAUGAGUGCUAUAUAUAAGUUCAUAUAUAUGUUUGAAUUGGCUGCCAUUUCAUAUAUAAGUUCAUAUAUAUGUUUGAAUUGGUGUCAUAUUUUAUAUAUUAGCUUCAAACUUCGUUGUUGAUGUAAUAAAGUCUUCAAGUGGAUAUCACAAGAAGAAACAAAUUUAGAGGGAAAGAGAGAGUAUAUUGUGGAGUUUGUGUUUAUAAUUUGUUUUGUGUUGUAAAAAUGACAUCAAAUUGGUUGGUUGUGGUCUUUGAUCCAUGUAUUCAAUAUAAAGCUACGAGAUCGAAGUAUUCGAAUA